Arachis duranensis is the source of this 1821-nucleotide messenger RNA. RefSeq names its product probable methyltransferase At1g29790. Bases 195 to 1481 code for a protein of 428 amino acids. Lineage: Eukaryota; Viridiplantae; Streptophyta; Magnoliopsida; Fabales; Fabaceae. The record is from RefSeq and is a predicted model, not a curated record. The transcript has a single exon. Gene Ontology annotation, molecular function: methyltransferase activity.
GAUCUCAGACAUUAUUACACGGUCAGAACAGUAACAAAGAAAAAAACAUAGUAGUACUUGUAACUAGUAACAUGCCCAACCGACAUAGGUUCCAUUUUUGGAUCUUACUCUCUUUGAAUCACACCUUCACUUGGUACUCUCCACACUCAUCGGUGUCAGUGAUUUCUCACCUGUAAGAAACGAACAAGGAAAAAAUGGGUUCUGUUUCUCUGAAAAUUGGUGAUGGAACUGCCAGAUUCAAAAAAGCAACACUCUGUUCUUCAGCUGUGAACAUAGUUAUGAUCUUCUCUGUCAUAACCACAAAUCUUUUUGCUCUUUAUGCUUUCACUUCUUCACCAAAACACACUCAGAUUCUUCACAACAACAAGAACAUAUCCAUAAUCUCAGAACAAGUUUCCAUUAUACUGAGAGAGAUUAAUUUGUCUCAGAAGAAACUUGCCCAGAUGGAAAAAGAGCUCCUUGGCUAUGAAAGCAUUGAUCUUUCAAGACCCAACAUUGCAAAUGAGUUGAAAAUGUUCCUGCAGCAUCACCAGCUACCUCUAGGCAAAGAUUCAAGAACUGGGAUCACUGAGAUGGUUCCUUCUGUUGGCCAUUUGUGUGAGAAAAAUUCGGACUUGUUGUCACAGUACAUGAGUUACAAGAUCAAUGCUCCUUGCAAUGAUGAUUGGAGUGUUGCACAGAAGCUGAUUGUGAAAGGGUGUGAGCCAUUACCAAGAAGAAGGUGCUUUUCAAAGACAGUUUCAAAGGUAGGACUUAACCCUUUUCCCAAUUCUCUUUGGAACCCUUUUGUUGUUGGUAGUAGUGGUAACAAGAGUGUUAAUUGGAGUGGACUUAAUUGCAAGAGUUUUGAGUGUUUGAAAGGGAAAAAGUUGAGUAAAGAAUGCAUUGAUUGCUUUGAUUUGGUUAAGAAUGGUAAUGAGAAUCAAAGGUUUGUGAAGGUUAAGAGUAAGAAUGAUUUUCUUGUUGAUGAUGUUUUGGAUUUGGGAAGUAGUAAUGGAGGUGUUAGAAUUGGUUUUGAUAUUGGUGGUGGUUCUGGAACAUUUGCAGCUAGAAUGGCUGAGAGGAAUGUUACUGUGAUCACUAGCACUCUCAAUGUUGAUGCACCGUUCAGUGAGUUCAUUGCUGCAAGAGGGCUUUUCCCUCUUUACUUGAGCUUAGAUCAUAGGUUCCCUUUCUAUGACAAUGUGUUUGAUCUGAUUCAUGCUUCAAGUGCAAUUGAUGUUGUUGGUGUUGGAGGGAAGAUAGAGAAGUUGGAGUUUUUGAUGUUUGAUAUUGAUAGAGUUUUAAGGGCUGGUGGUUUGUUAUGGAUUGACAACUUCUAUUGUGCCAAUGAAGAGAAGAAACAAGCUUUGACAAGGUUGAUUGAGAAGUUUGGUUACAAGAAAUUGAAAUGGGUUGUAGGAGAAAAGGUUGAUAGUAGUGGAUCAGGAAAAUCUGAAGUUGUGUUGUCUGCUGUGCUUCAGAAACCAGUUAGAGCAUAAUGCUCUGCGCUGGAGUUAGUUCUGGUUAUAGAAUUUGGAUGCUAGUUGUUUGAUUAGGACAUAGAUGAAAGGAAGAAUACUCUUGAAUCUUGGUUCUGCUAUAUCUUUUUCACAUAUAAUUUUGUGUGAAGAAUUGCUUCUAAAGAGUCAUCAAAAUCCCAUUUGAAGUGAGAAUAGAAUAAAUAUUUGGAUUUAGUUCUGGUCUUUUCAUAUAAUCUUAUUCUUCUGUAUUUGGAUACUAGUUGUUUUAGAGUUAUUUAUGAUUCUAGAAAGUAUUAGCAAUGAAAAGUGAAUUGUAUCAAAAUUACAAAGUCAACUAAAGUCUACUAUUUUUCAGUUA